Messenger RNA from Periconia digitata, 1289 nucleotides. The record is from the annotation of a GenBank genome assembly. NCBI's taxonomy places the organism in Eukaryota, Fungi, Ascomycota, Dothideomycetes, Pleosporales, Periconiaceae.
CCACCAACUACUUUGCUGAAAUCAACUCCCAUUCAGAAAAGUACGGACGGAAGCUUUCGGAAGUCAUUGAUCGCGUCUCGACAAAGCGGCCAUGACUUCACAGCAGAGCUUUAUCAAGUUCCAUGGAUCUCACUGAAGAUUAUGAGAGUUCCCGCGGCCAACUUGACCAGCCACCCAACCAUGAAGCUGGCCCGAGUUCUAAACCGGCCCGAAUGUCCACUUUGGCCCUACAAUCUGAUUCACGAAGAAGAACAGAGCCUACUCGAGGCUUCGCUAUCCCCGAGUCGUCUUCUUCCAUCCAAAAGAUCCCUAAUUUCAACUCUCGUUCCCUCCAUGAUCAACAGUCUGAUGAUCAGACCCUCGGACAAGUCGAUCCAUCUUCCCGGGGCGGAUUAGAGCUCAGUACUACGAAUAGGCUACAACCGAAGAGAUCAAUUGACCCAGGCUUACGAAUUAGUAGCCCGGAUGACGAAGUGGAAGCAUCAACUCUUCGAAGCAACCGGAGAGAAAACCCAGAAUCUCUUCUUUCGGACUUGUCUCGUCCGCUCCGGAUGCCUUUCCAGAACUCUUUUGCCCACAUCCAAGAUUCGCCGGACCUGCCACAGCAGCGUCCAGCACAAGGGCCACGGCAAAUAAGUAGACCUCUCUGCAUACCAGAAUCACGAGGUACGGCCGGCUCCAGACCUCAGACCCAGGCUAAUUUCACUCCCUAUUCAACGGACGUGCCAAAGCCGAGUCCCAUAACGCAGCCCCGGGAGGCCUCGAGCUCAAACGAAACUCUCCUCAAACAGGGACGUCCACCUCAGAAAACGGGAAGAAAACAGCCAAAGGCGAAGGCUUCACAGCAAUCUCUGGAAAGUGGGGACAGUGAUACUUCUGACGCACGCCCAUACUACUUCUACGACCCCGGCCCGAAGAUCUAUCGGCCCUUCAGCGAAUUCCCAGACGCUUUGUCAAGCGAGCUGAAAGAUGCCUUCCACGCCGCGACUGAAGGCACACGGGACAGCUUGAAGAGAUUCCGAUCAAUGAAGUCCGAGAAAAAAAUCGGUAACCAUUGUGACUCAGAGCUGUGUAUUCUAGCAGCUGUACGGGAAAAGAAGAAUAAUAAAUCUCCACAUAUCGAAAAGAACCUUCGAGCAUGUUCUGGAUGCGCAAAACGGAAGAGACCCUGCGUUGUGGUGCGUAAACUCGACGCAACACAAGAGUACAUUCUGCUCUUCUUGCCAUUACCAGUGAAAGAGAUCCCUGCUUUCACUUCGGUUUUGGACCGCAGGUUCUGGCUAAGAUAG